UAAAAACCAGCAGAAAUGAAAGCUGGCUCUGAUGAAGAUAUUGAAAUUGAAAAUGAAUCUGACAGAACUGUAUCGACAAGCCAACUGUUAGAUGCAGUAAGAAGUGAUGAAACAGAGGAAAAUGGAAGAAUGGCUGUAACAGACGAUGAUGCAACUGAGACAUCAACUCCAGAAAUACUUGCUGAGAGUGAAGAGGGUGAAGCUGAUGGAACGCUGUCAACAAGAAAGACUUUGGAUGUACUUACGAGCGACAGUGAGGAAAGUGGAACUAUUGCUGAAAUUGAUGAGUAUAAAACUAAAACAGAAUUGACAAAACCAGAAUUGCUCAAUCACAGUGAAAUUUCAUUGGAUCAUGACCCGGAGAUGGAAGAGUGUUCAAUUAAAAAGGUGGAGCUCGAUGCUGAUAUGUACAGGCAGAUGCUUGAGGACCUAGCUCAGGAGAACUUUUCAAAAGGGAAUAAAAUGUUUGUUUAUCCUCAGGUAGUGAAGCUUGAUCAAGAUAUAGAAUUGUUCCUAAAUCGAAGUCUUUCCACUUUGAAAGAUGAGCCAGAUGUUUUGAUCAUGGGAGCCUUCAAUGAUUGGAGAUGGAAACAUUUCAUGGUAAAAUUGAAUAAAACUCAUCUUAAUGGAGAUUGCGAGAGUGUUUUCAAUAUAUAA
Messenger RNA from Telopea speciosissima, 657 nucleotides. RefSeq names its product soluble starch synthase 3, chloroplastic/amyloplastic-like. The record is from RefSeq and is a predicted model, not a curated record. The transcript has 2 exons. The coding region runs from base 16 to 657 and encodes 213 amino acids. Lineage: Eukaryota; Viridiplantae; Streptophyta; Magnoliopsida; Proteales; Proteaceae.